Dunckerocampus dactyliophorus (ringed pipefish) is the source of this 1692-nucleotide messenger RNA. RefSeq lists its product as uncharacterized. The transcript has 8 exons. Lineage: Eukaryota; Metazoa; Chordata; Actinopteri; Syngnathiformes; Syngnathidae. The coding region runs from base 87 to 1025 and encodes 312 amino acids. The record is from RefSeq and is a predicted model, not a curated record. Gene Ontology annotation, molecular function: protein binding.
AAUGCGGAUGGCGCGUGCCAAGCAUGUAUACAAGUUUUAACUACUAUUCAAAUUAAAGCAAAGCAGUCGCACUACGUUGAUUCGUCAUGGAGAUAUUUGGAAGCAACUUUGAUGACUCUGUGUUUUCGGAAGCGAAAGACCGAGGCACCAUGUUUGUGUCUUCUUAUAACGCUAAACGCUGCGAGCCGGAGUGGUUCUGUGAGAGUGCUGCUCUCGACACAGAUGAUUCUUUGGAGAAGCAGAAAGUUUUUAAAUUUCGAGGUGACCUGGCUGUGAGGCAAGGCAAUUACCAGGCAGCCCUGGAUGCGUACAGCAGUUGUCUGGAAUGGAUCGCCGACAACAAUUUAUCUAUUAAGAGAGAUAUAUUGGAGGGAAUGGCCCGAUGUUGCGCCAAGCUGGGUGACCGAGGCAGAGCGAUGGACUUGGUUGACAUCCUGAGCAAAGAAGCUUCAAACACGUGUCACUUGACCAGCCUGCUGAUGCUCAAGGUCAGCAUCUAUCAACAUUUUGGAGCCAUCGGUCCCAGGAUGUUAUCUCUGCAGGAGCUGUGCAGCUUGUUGCCCUAUAACCCCUGGAACUGGUUCAGCCUGGGAAAGAUGUGUCUGCAGCUGCUGGAGCACCACACAACCUUGGAGAAGAAGGGAAGAGAAGCUGAAGACGCUGUCGAUCUCACAGAAAGCAAACUGUGGCUGAAGGCUUGUACGUCUUUCAUCAGGACCAGACUUCUGCUGAAAGUCCUACAGCAGCAGCAGUCAUCUUUUGUGCGCCAGCGCAACAAAAAUGUCCUCCAUUCACUGGAAGAAGCCUUAAAGCAUCUUAACGCCAACGAAAGCACCCUGCAGACUCUCACUGAGGUGAUGUCAGAGGACCUGAACCCAGAGAAGAUGAAGGAGGACUACCAAGACGGCGAGAGUCUGUCCAGUGUGUGCUUGCAGAGCUUCAGUGAACGCUGGUGGAACAAAAUCUUACAGACGGGAAUUCUGGAGGCUGAUGGACGAGGCACGCAGAGCGGCACAACGUUGUGAUGCUCCUGCAUGGCGGACAACAACAAAAACAUUCUACUGGUCUCAAGUGAGAGGAGAACCUGGACUUUGUCCCAAUUGUUGCCGGGAGUGACAUAAAGAACAGCAUAGAUUUUGCAUUUUAACUUCAUAUGAUGUUCCCUGAAGUAUUCGUGUGUACCGUCCUGUGAAGUGAAACAGUGAGUGGGCUCGAAUGUGUCACAUGAUUGCAUCACAAGAUUGUAUGUGAGAAACAAAGAUAUAUUUGUAAAUAUUUUUUUCCUACAUAAAAAUCCUAUCUAUGCCUCAGUUAUGGAAUUAAGUUAAAUGAAUGUUUCUAUUUUUUUUGUUUUUUUUUAAAUCGCUCUUGCUUUUGUGCUUUAAAAACAAAGUACAGUCAAACCUUGGUUUUUCUUAACCCCAGUUUUCAUAUGAUUCAGGUUUUAAUCCAGUGAGGUUCUUUUGGUCCUUCAUUAAUACAUCCAAAACAGUUCUUUUGUUCAAGAACUGUUUAGAAUGAUAAACGUUUUAUCAGAUUUUCCCCAAAAGUGUGCCUCUGUUUUUGUACAGCAUUGCACGUAACAAAGUAUGUCAUGUAUGCCCUGUACUGUAUUGCGUCUGUGUAGGCUCUCAGUCGUACAGGAGUUGUCCAUCGAGGAAAAGGCUUCUUGAGACGUCAUCUGUACUUCUG